Pseudophryne corroboree (corroboree frog) is the source of this 5646-nucleotide messenger RNA. It is a transcript of the gene PCSK6, whose product is annotated as proprotein convertase subtilisin/kexin type 6. Gene Ontology annotation, cellular component: cell surface; membrane. The transcript has 21 exons. Gene Ontology annotation, molecular function: serine-type endopeptidase activity. NCBI's taxonomy places the organism in Eukaryota, Metazoa, Chordata, Amphibia, Anura, Myobatrachidae. Bases 32 to 2866 code for a protein of 944 amino acids. The record is from RefSeq and is a predicted model, not a curated record. Gene Ontology annotation, biological process: peptide hormone processing.
CUCUUCAUUGGUUGACGAGCUGACAAGUAGCAUGUGGCGGAGCGCGGCUUCCAGCAGAUGUUCUGAGCUGGGAAGUUCUCUGCACUCCGCCCGCCUAGCGUGUCCUGUGAGCGGGCAGUGGAUUCGCAACAUGCUCCGUCCGGCCGCUGGUCCGCUGUUCCUGCUUCUGCUUCCCGUGUGCCUGGCGCCGAACCCCCGUACUGUCUACUCCAACCACUGGGCUGUGCGAGUGCCGGGGGGACCCGAGAAAGCGGCGGAGCUGGCUGCGAAGUACGGCUACCUGAUCCUGGGGCAGAUUGGGAGUCUUGAGAAUUAUUACCACUUCUAUCACAGCAAGACUAUUAAACGGUCAACGUUCAGCAGCCGUGGGAUGCACAACUUCCUGCAGAUGGAUCCAAAUGUAGAAUGGCUGCAGCAGCAGCAAGUGAAGAAGAGGGUUAAGCGACAAAUCCGAGCGGACCCCAACCUUAUGUACUUUAAUGACCCUAUCUGGUCUAACAUGUGGUAUCUGCAUUGUGGAGAUAAGAGAAGUCGAUGCCGAUCGGAAAUGAAUGUCAUGGCUGCUUGGCAGAGGGGUUACACUGGCAAGAACGUGGUGGUCAGUAUAUUGGAUGAUGGUGUGGAGAGAAAUCACCCAGAUCUCAUUCACAACUAUGAUGCCUUUGCAAGCCAUGAUGUGAAUGGGGAUGACCAAGACCCAAGUCCAAGAUAUGAUGCCAGCAAUGAAAAUAAGCAUGGUACCCGCUGUGCUGGGGAAGUAGCAGCAUCUGCUAAUAACUCAUACUGCAUCGUGGGCAUUGCAUAUAAUGCCAGGAUUGGUGGGAUCCGUAUGCUGGAUGGUGAUGUAACCGAUGUGGUUGAAGCAAAGUCUCUGGGUAUCCGACCAGACUACAUUGAUAUUUACAGUGCAAGCUGGGGCCCUGAUGAUGAUGGGAAGACUGUAGAUGGGCCUGGACCACUGGCCAAAAAAGCAUUUGAAGAUGGCAUUAAGAAGGGUCGUAAAGGACUGGGCUCCAUCUUUGUCUGGGCAUCAGGGAAUGGUGGCCGAGAGGCUGACUACUGUUCCUGCGAUGGAUAUACCAACAGCAUCUAUACCAUCUCCAUCAGUAGCACAACAGAAAAUGGGUACAAACCGUGGUAUUUGGAAGAGUGUGCAUCUACGCUUGCUACAACGUACAGCAGUGGUGCCUUCUACGAGAGGAAGAUAGUCACUACGGAUCUUAGACAGAAGUGUACAGAAGACCACACUGGGACCUCAGUCUCUGCUCCUAUGGUUGCUGGUGUUAUCGCUUUGGCACUGGAGGCAAAUCCAUUGCUUAAUUGGAGAGAUGUACAGCAUCUGCUGGUGAAGACCUCCCGUUCUGUGCAUCUCCGGGCCCCCGACUGGAGGACAAAUGGAGCUGGACGCAAAGUCAGCCAUCUUUACGGCUUUGGCUUGGUGGAUGCCGAUGCUAUGGUGGUUUCAGCCAAGAAGUGGAGAAGCGUGCCGGCUCAACACAUCUGUAUCGGUACAGCAGACAGACGACCUAGAUUUAUCAGAGCCAAUCAGCUGAUUCGCACAACAGUCCAGACCAGUGCCUGUGCGGAUCACAGUGGGCAGCAUGUGGCAUAUCUGGAGCAUGUCAUUGUAAGGGUUACUAUAUCUCACCCACGCAGGGGAGACUUGCAGAUAAAUCUAAUUUCUCCUUCAGGAACAAAGUCACAGCUGCUGGGCAGAAGAACAUUUGAUUACUCAAGCGAAGGUUUUAAGAACUGGGAAUUUAUGACCGUACACUGCUGGGGUGAAAAGGCAGAAGGGGAAUGGAUGUUGGAAAUUCAUGAUAUCCCAUCCCAACUGCGCAAUCCAGAGACACAGGGGAAGUUGAAGGAAUGGACGCUUAUCCUUUAUGGUACCGCUGAGCACCCGUACAAUCCUCACGGUUUUCAUCAGGCAAGAUCUAAAACCUUGGAUAUAUCAACCGCAGACUUCGAGCCUUCUAAGGCUGCUCUCUUUCAGAGUGCUCUGGAGUUUGAGGAAGAGGAUGAGUAUGCAGGUCCAUGCCAUGCGGAGUGUGGUGACAGAGGAUGUGACGGGCCUGGCGCAGAGCAGUGUCUGAGCUGCAUCCACUAUAGUCUGGGAAGUGUGAAAUCUGGCAGGAAGUGUGUGAGCACCUGUCCCUCGGGGUAUAUGGCAGAAGUUGCUGGCCGGAGAUGUAGGCGCUGCUACAGAGGGUGUGAUAUGUGCUUUGGGCGAGGGCAGCACCAGUGCAGCUCCUGCAAGAGAGGAUUCUACCUUCAGCCGGAGAUCAGCUCCUGUACAACGUCCUGUCCAGCAGGGGCUUACGCCGAUGAAAGUCUCAAGAGAUGCCUCAAGUGUAACCCCAACUGCAAGAAGUGUCUCGGGUUCCCCGAUAAAUGUGUUAUCUGCAGAGAUGGCUACAGUCUUUCAGGUUCAAUGUGUGUGCCAGAGUGUGAGCCAGGGACUUUCUACAAUAUGGCUUUCAUGAAAUGUGACAGGUGUCACUCAUCUUGUCAUUCAUGUGUGGGGACAGGGAAGGAUCAGUGCACUCAGUGUACCAAAGACUAUAACCUGCAUGACUGGCGAUGUGUCCCAACCUGCAGCUCAGGCUAUUAUUCUGAAGAGGUUCCUGGCUUGCCGCACAAGAUGUGUAGGAGGUGUGAAGAGAACUGUCUGGUCUGUGAAGCCAGUGGGAAGAGUUGUGUGAAGUGCAAAGAUGGCUACAGCCUGCUCGUUGGAUCAUGUGUUUCUAAUCACACGUGUAACAAUGCUGACGAGGUUUUCUGUGAAAUGGUGAAGUCCACCAAGCUUUGCGAGCAGAAGCUUUUCAUCCAGUUUUGCUGUCGGACUUGUAUGCACGCAGGCUGAACCUGGUUUCUUUCAAGUAUCUUCUGCUUCCAACCAUGGAGUGACUGCUUACCAUGUAUAGUGUCCAGAACACCCACUUCUGGCAAUGGUGCUAUCUUGAUGGCAUUAAUAUACUUCAUGCCAAUGCUGACUGGAUGGGUUAAGAGGCUUUUCUACUUGACCAAACCCUAAUUUGUUGCAUUGUUAGUCACUCUCCACCACAGAUGUCUGAGGCUUUCAGCAUUUGACUUCAAUCUUUUCAGUGCAAGAGCAUACUCUGAUCGUCUUCUGGUGGCCUUGCGUUCCAGUGCUCUGCCAUGUCACUAGCAUAUUCCCUAACAGUGACACUGGUUACUGUGAUGGCUGGACAGAAGCAAGGAGGGAUGCACAAUGUGAACAGACGUUGGCUGUACCUGGUUUCACUGCUUUGUAUAUUCGGACUGAUACACACUCCACAUGUAUCCAUACAUUCCUGGGAGAGAGCGUUGUUGGUGCCAUGAACAUGACAACUUGCAAAGUUCCUAUGGUAUUGGGAUGGAUUGAUGUUGGCAUAGUGCCAUCUAUUGGUGAUCACGUAAAGCUGCUAAAUUUGUAGGGUCACCGUUUAACAAGACGGACAUGAAUUAACACAGAUCAUUAAACACUAGUAAACAUUACUUUUUUUUUUAUAGCCACAAAUUAAUCUAGAUUCGUUAUUUGCACUUUUCUGUCUACACGAUCACACAGGGCACUUCACUUACACUUUUCUUUUGAACAUGCACUCUGCCAGCAUUGUUUCACAAACAUAUUUUAAAAAAAUCCUGGUUACUGUAUUAGAAGUGAUCAGUUUGUAUUAUAAUUGUUAAUCUGUGUAAACAGUCUCAGAACAGCAAACUUCCAUUCCCAAAUGGGGAAAGGCCAGCUGGUGGUGUUACUUAGCAGCAGUCUUUGUCACAUGACACAACUGUACAUUAAAGGAAUGGAGUACCUAGUCACUAAUGCUGUUAUACAUCUAAGGCCCUUCUGUACAGAAGUUGUGAAAAGUAGUAUUUUAUGGUUCUAGCACCUCACACAACCUAUUAGAGUUCUAUGAUGCCAGUGAUAUAUGAGCUGUAAUCCCAUACAUCUGUAGAGCAAGUGCAGCCUGCGAGGUGCUGUAGCCCAAGUAAUAAUGAUGAAUCUCUCCUGAAUGCAGGGCCUGAUGUAAUAGAUUUUACAGUAAUAACCAGAAGAAAUUGCCAUCAACUGUAUGAAUGAGGUUGAGGGGAAUGCAAACAUACGAUGAUACUGAGAUUGACCCCAUGUCUUUAAUUCGGCAACUCACUGAAAUAUUGAGCAGAGGUAUUAAAUAAUGUACCAAUAGGAGCUACUUAAAGAGCUUGUCUACCAAAAAAAAAAAAAAACACCUUAAUAUGAAAGUCGUUAAAAGCUGUUAGCAUGUGAGUAAUUGCUAAAAACAGCCAGUGCAUGGGGAGUAUACAGUAUUUGGGUGGACAAUUUCUGAAAAAGAAACCUUCAAAUAUCUAAAUAGGAACAAGAGUUCUCCUGCUGGUGUCUGAGUUUGAACUGGACUUGAGAUCCUCUGUAUGUGUACCGUACAUGGUCAGACUCCCCCCUCUCCCCCCCCCCCCCCCCCCCAACACACACACACACAUAUAUAUAUAUAUAUAUAUAUAUAUAUAUAUAUAUAUAGAUACAUACCCAUCCAAGGGUACUGUAGCCAGUACUUUUCCUGGUGCCACGUGUCAUUUGGGUUGCUAUCGGGAUCCCGGUGCCUGGUAUGCCGGUGGUCAGAAUAACGACAGCGGCAUCCCGACGUACAGGAUCCUGACACCUGUUUUGAGUAUUGUAACCCUCCCUCCCCCUAACCUGCUCUAACCACAGUCUAACCCUCCCUGGUGGUGUCUAACCCUGCCCCCAUCCCUGCAGCCUGACACCCUCUCUGGCGGUGCCUAACCCUGCCCCCAUCCCCGCAGCCUAACCCUCCCCGGUGGUGUCUACACAGUUGGAAUUCCGUCACCAGCAUUGUGAUCGAUGUCGGAAUCCCGGCGUCUGUCUUCUGACCAGUGUCAAGAUUCUGGCAUCAGUAUUCUGACUGCUGGCAUCCCGAACCCCAGUAUGUUAACCGGAUCCCAUGUCAUUUGUGCUUGCAAUAUGUCAGGAGGACCAUAGUAAAAAAGUACAUGGCCCCUUAGAUGCCAGAGAGGCAGUAGGAAGCUGUGCCCUGCUGGUCACUUAAAGGAUGGUUGUUUUUAAAGUAAUGGUUGUCUAAUGCCCAGCACUGUUUUUACAAUUUUUGUCUUAAAUUAUGACAAUUGUGUGUAUUUUUCCAUAAAUGUUACUUUAUAUAAGAGGUUUUGUGUUUGGAAUAGUCUUUUUGGCCUGCACAUAUACAGUAUGCAUAAAUGAAACUGGUAUAUAUGUCCGUGUUGUAUGUAAUGUAUAUUAUAUAUAAAUAUAUUUUUAGUAGUCUUUUAAAGUGUAGCGUGUUUAAAGUUUGCCCUCAGCUCCAUUCUGUGCACAGCAGCAGGGUAAGGGAGGAGAAUGCGCCUGGAAUAAUCUUGCUGUUCACGAUGGCUUCCUCCAUUGUGCUGGUUAACUUUUAACGGCUUUUACUGCAAUACCUUGCAGAUUAAUAGAUUCAUUUAUCAUACUGGACUCUGUAUAUUUAUUGGCUUUAUAUUAAAUAUUCUUCUGCCUCAUCAGCAAUUCUGAGCUAUAGAAAAUGGAAAGGGACGCAAUUUUGUGACCUCAGUCUGUGGAACCUGAGGUCUGAUCCAAAGAUCUGCCAUCCUGAUCAAUAAAAUGCUACUUCCAUGAAA